UGCCUCAAAACCGAUGCUUAGCUUUUAUUCUAAGACAGGAAGUAAGGGUUUAAAAAAAAAAAAAAAAAGAAACUAUCCUCCCUGGAUAAGAGGGUCCUUACUCCCUCACACACCUUUAUCUCUGCUUUAUCCUUCUGGCAACUCUAAGGUUUCUUGUUCUAUAGACUCAGCAGAAGUGAUUCAGUCCCGGGUAAAUGACCAGGAAGGAAGAGAGGAAUUCUACGUACAUUAUGUGGGCUGUGAGUACCUGGGUUAUAUGGAGACAGGACAGUUUGUGGUUUUUUUUCCCGGAUGGCAAGAACCAACUGGGAGCCUAAGACAACAGAACCUAGAAUGGGGAGUUGGGUGGGCAUUUGAGUUUUCUCCUCUCAACUUUUCACCUCUUUCAGUUAACCGUCGGCUGGAUGAAUGGGUGGAUAAGAAUCGGCUGGCCUUGACCAAGACAGUGAAAGAAGCUGUUCAGAAGAACUCUGAGAAGUACCUUAGUGAACUAGCUGAACAGCCUGAACGCAAGAUCACCCGCAACCAGAAACGCAAGCAUGAUGAGAUCAACCAUGUGCAGAAGACCUACGCAGAGAUGGAUCCCACAACAGCAGCACUAGAGAAGGAACAUGAGGCGAUUACCAAGGUGAAGUAUGUGGAUAAGAUUCAUAUUGGAAACUAUGAGAUUGAUGCCUGGUACUUCUCCCCAUUUCCAGAAGAUUAUGGGAAACAGCCCAAACUUUGGCUCUGCGAAUACUGCCUCAAAUACAUGAAGUUCGAGAAAAGCUACCGUUUCCAUUUGGGGCAGUGCCAGUGGAGACAGCCACCUGGAAAGGAAAUCUACCGAAAGAACAAUAUCUCAGUGUAUGAAGUAGAUGGCAAGGACCAUAAGAUUUAUUGCCAGAACCUGUGUCUGUUGGCCAAGCUCUUCCUGGAUCACAAGACCCUGUACUUUGAUGUGGAACCAUUUGUCUUCUACAUCUUGACAGAGGUGGACAGACAGGGGGCCCACAUCGUGGGCUACUUCUCUAAGGAGAAGGAGUCUCCAGAUGGGAAUAAUGUGGCCUGUAUCCUGACUCUCCCCCCAUAUCAGCGUCGAGGUUAUGGCAAGUUCCUCAUUGCUUUCAGUUACGAAUUGUCCAAGUUGGAGAGUACUGUGGGUUCUCCAGAGAAACCACUGUCAGACCUUGGCAAACUGAGCUAUCGGAGUUACUGGUCCUGGGUGCUACUGGAAAUCCUGAGGGACUUUCGGGGUACACUAUCCAUCAAAGACCUCAGCCAGAUGACCAGCAUCACACAAAAUGACAUCAUCAGCACUCUGCAGUCACUCAACAUGGUCAAGUACUGGAAGGGGCAGCAUGUCAUCUGUGUCACCCCCAAGCUGGUGGAAGAGCAUCUUAAGAGUGCCCAGUAUAAGAAGCCACCCAUAACAGUGGACUCUGUUUGCCUCAAGUGGGCACCACCCAAGCACAAGCAAGUAAAGCUGUCCAAGAAGUGAUCCGGUGUUCUGACCAGCCCCCCUGCAUUCCCUACCCAGUGAUCGUCUUAGACCUGGGAGGGAUGCCUCUUUUUCAGUUUGUAAAUAUGUAUAGACUCCUCUGCCUACCUUCGAGCCCUAAAUAUUUUUUUAAUAAAAGAGAUUUUAGCUUGUCACAA
This is a messenger RNA of Gracilinanus agilis (Agile Gracile Mouse Opossum), 1638 nucleotides long. RefSeq names its product lysine acetyltransferase 8 (gene KAT8). The transcript has 9 exons. Bases 14 to 1480 code for a protein of 488 amino acids. Lineage: Eukaryota; Metazoa; Chordata; Mammalia; Didelphimorphia; Didelphidae. The record is from RefSeq and is a predicted model, not a curated record. Gene Ontology annotation, biological process: regulation of DNA-templated transcription. Gene Ontology annotation, molecular function: histone acetyltransferase activity.